Fusarium musae is the source of this 849-nucleotide messenger RNA. RefSeq lists its product as uncharacterized. NCBI's taxonomy places the organism in Eukaryota, Fungi, Ascomycota, Sordariomycetes, Hypocreales, Nectriaceae. The transcript is spliced from 3 exons. Bases 1 to 849 code for a protein of 282 amino acids. The record is from RefSeq and is a predicted model, not a curated record.
AUGAACUUUUAUCCAGCACCUCCCGUGAUUAAAGCAGAGAUUUACCUGCGCAUCCCAGACGACAAGCGCUGCCUGGGCCAAGAGUCAGAAUGGCGCGGGGGCUUUGCGGGGUCAUUCCAGCACAUUUUCCUCGAGGGACCAGUUGUCGAUAGCGCUGGGAAUCUCUAUGUCGUGGACAUUCCGUACGGUCGCAUUCUCAAGAUUGAUAGCGAGAAGAAUGUUACGGUUGCGUGCACUUGGGAUGGCGAGCCGAAUGGGCUGGUUGGGACUGCUGAUGGGGAUUUGUUGGUGGCGGAUUACAAGCAGGGUAUACUGUCAUUUGAUCCAGAAACAGGAAAGAUUGGUCCAAAGUUGACGAGGAAGAACCUCGAGCGAUUCAAGGGACCAAAUGACUUGAUUGUUGACGCCAAAGGCAAUCUUUACUUCACAGACCAAGGGCAAACCGGCAUGACAGACCCAACAGGUCGUGUGUAUCGCUUAUCACCAGACGGAAGACUCGACACACUCCUUGACAACGGCCCUUCACCCAACGGUCUCGUCCUCUCACGCGACGAGCGCUUCCUCUACGUCGCCAUGACACGGGCAAACCAAGUCUGGCGCCUACCCCUACACGCAGACGGCACAACCUCCAAAGUCGGCGUGUUCUUCCAGUCUUUCGGCAACGCGGGUCCUGAUGGCCUUGCACUUGACGAGGAGGGCAAUUUGUUCAUUUGUCAUCCAAGUCUUGGUUCGAUCUUUGUGGUGGAUACACAUGGAAUACCCAAGGCUCGGAUUCUUGGAGGGGAAUAUUCAGAAGGUGGAGUGGCAUUGUCGGGGAGCGGUGCCUGCGCCGUUGCUGAAACAAAGUAG